AUUCACUGCAUAUUGGGUUUUUAAGUUUUACUAAUAAACAACUAAUGUUGAACCCAAAUUGUGGAAAGGUCAAACAAGGAAAAAAAUUGCAAAACACUAUGUCUUUAUUUGCAUCCUAGCAAAUGAGAAUUCAGCUUUCACUUCAACAUCAGUUAUGAAUCCAGCCAGUGGCAGGGACACACACUGUUUGAAUGGGAGUCCAUGGAAAACAAUAUUUUCCAUAAAGAUAGCAUUGAACUUUUCUAUUAGCAUACCCUGAAGCUUUCCUGCUUGGCGUUGGUUGCAGAAUUGAAACCAGAAAUUCACUGCAAAUUCAGAAAACAACUGCACAUUGAAUUUAAGGUCAGAAUAUUAAAGGAAUCACGACCAGUGAUAUUAGACUUGGAUUUCUUUUUCUUUUUUAGACAUCAUGGCUUUACUACCAGCCAUUCUUUCCAGCCUAUUCACAAUACAAUUUGUUUUAGGAUAUUUUGCCAAUGGCUUCAUAGCACUGGUGAACUGCAUUGACUGGAUCAAAGGACAAAAGAUCUCCUGCGCUGAUGGAAUUCUCACUGCUCUGGCAGUUUCCAGAAUUGCUUUGCUCUGUGUAUUAGUAAUAAAUUGGUAUGCAACUGUAUUUAAUCUAGCAUUCUAUAGUUUAGAAGUAAGACAUAUUGUUCAUAUUUUUCAUGUAGUAAGCCACCAUUUUAGCCUGUGGCUUGCUACUAGCCUUAGCAUAUUUUAUUUGCUCAAGAUAGCAAAUUUCUCCAGCCUAUUUUUUCUUCACCUAAAAUGGAGAGCUAAAAGAGUGGUUCUCAUGAUACUGUUGGGGACUUUGGUCCUCUUGGUUUGUCAUCUUAUAGUGCUAAGCAUGGAUGAAAAAAUGCAGGUGAAUGAAUCUAAAGGAAACAUCACUUGGGAGACUAACUUGGGAGACAUUAUGCACCUUUCAAGCCAUUCUUUAUUCAUGCUUGCAAACUUCAUACCCUUUACUGUGUCCCUGACAGCUGUUCUGCUGUUAAUCUUUUCCAUGUGGAAACAUCUGAAGAACAUGCAGCUCAGUGGCAAAGGAACUCAAGAUCCCAGCACCGAGGUCCACUUAAGAGCCAUGCAAACUGUGAUCUCCUUUCUCUUGACAUUUGUCAUUUACCUCUUCGCUCAAAUCAUCUCACUUUGGAAUUCGAGUACUCAGCGGAACAAUUCGCUUCGCAUGCUUUGCAAGGUUCUUGGAAUCCUGUAUCCGUCAAGCCACUCAUUUAUUCUGAUUUGGGGGAAUAAGAAGCUGAGACAGGCCUUUCUGUCAUUUCUGUGGCAGUUGAGGUGCUGGUUGAGGAAAGGGAUAAGUGGCACCUUGUGUCUUCUGGCAGAAAACAAACUGAUGGAGUCCAUAACAUUUGUACUUCCUACUACAUUUCUUAAUGUGUAUAGAAUUGGGUAAGUUACACCUAGAAAAACUUCUACUUAAGUUUAUCACAAAAAUAUAUAUGUGUGUGCAUGUUUAUGACAAAAAAAAAAGAGCAUAAGAUUACCUUUUUUUUUUUCAGGUAAGCAAUUUAAUUUUACAAAGUAGUGUAAGAAAUUCUUCAGAAUCAUGAAGUCAUGUAUUUCACAUACAUAUUCUAUGUUAUCCUCUUGAAACUGAAGAAUUUGUGGUCUACAUUUAUGCAUAUUUAAGGACUGACAACCCAUCUCAGGAAAUCAUUGCUACUUUCCAUUGUAGUUAGUAUCACACAUGUAGCACAGUGAAUAUAGACUUUGUUGUUUGACCCUCCAAUCCUUUGGAUGGUAAGGAUAUUCAAUUCUAAGUCACACACUGAGAAUAGAUGCUUGGCAUAGAUAUUCCAUCAUGAAUUCUUACUUCAUGGUUAAUAGAAAGUAAUUAGAACUGUUAGGAAAAAUGCACAUAAUGAAAUGAAAGAGUGACAAACAUUUAGAAUGUAUUAUACAUACACGUACCAUAAACAGUACUACGAUUAUUAUAUUUAAUACAAUAGGCUCCUUGAGUGUGGCUCUUCCACAAAAUACCACAUGCGGGUGCACAUAUACAGUGCAAUUGAAACUUCGUGGCCCAUGCGCAGAAGUCGGUUUUCAGCCUGGACGAGUCUAUUUUGAGGAAGUGGCGUUGGAAGAAGUAGGGGUACGUUCGCUGAGGUCGACCCCUCCGAUUGAGGACGUUUUUAGCAAAGGCCAGCUUAGGAGUACCCUAAUUAAGUUAAUAACAAUGUACCUACCUAUAUAGCUUAAGUUUAAAAUAUUUGCUCUCAAAAGAAAUUUCAAUCGUUGUACUGUUGAUAUUUGGCUCUGUUGACGGAUGAGUUUGCCGACCACUGCACUAUACAACCUUGGAAAUCACAGAAGCUCCAUGAGGAAAGGGUCUAUUUUGUUGUUGACCACUGAUCUAUUUCCAAUUCCUAGAACAGGUGGGCUUGGCAAAUAGUAGGCCCUCAAUAACUUUGUGAAAGGAAUGAGUGCUAAUGUAGUUGGUAAUCCUAUUGGGAACACAGGAAAAGAGAAAAUAAGACUUGACUGUGAAACUAGUAAAAAAAAGCAAGAAAAGAAAGUAACUCCUUAAAACUAGAGGAAAUUUUACAACCGAUGUACGAACUCAUGAAAGAGUUCUAUGCUAACACUGAAAUGCCCAACACUGCACUCUAGCCUUUGUGGUUCUAACCAGAAGUCAUACAAAAACUGAAAACUUGUAGCUCUAGCACCCAGGAUGUGGGGGCCUUUGUGGGGACUUUAUUUUUCAUGAAAGAGAGCUACUUCCAGCCCAGGGAAUUGUAGGUGGGAAGGAAACUCUAGGUUUCGUGGCAGUGGGGCAAUAGUCCCCAGAGGUCUCUGAUAUUUUCAGAAAUUCUCUGACGUGAUAUAAAAGGCUACCAGAGAAGAGGACUCCAUUGGUAGGCAUGGUUUAGCAGUUGACAAAAGCCAGAUAGCAACAAGUCAGCCAGGAGAUGCUUUAGUCAUAAAAGAAUACUUGAUUUCAUAGUUACACUGAAGGAGAAACUUAAUCUAAAGGAUAUAAUGAAAAAUUAUAAGAAAUCACAAGCCCCAUAUGCUAUGAGUUGAAUUUUAAGUCCAAGCUAAUAAUCACAUUUUUUUAAAUGUGCAUUAAAUAUAGAUCUGUCUCAACUCCUGGGUUGAACUGCCUCGACAUGCUUCAUUCUUAAAAUGGUUGUGUUUUAUAUUUAUCAUGAUAAAGGUGUUAUUUUAUGUAUAAACCAGAGGCCUGGUGCACAAAUUCAUACACGGGUG
Molecule: messenger RNA, 3234 nt
Organism: Myotis daubentonii (Daubenton's bat)
Lineage: Eukaryota; Metazoa; Chordata; Mammalia; Chiroptera; Vespertilionidae
Product: putative taste receptor type 2 member 33
Biological process (GO): G protein-coupled receptor signaling pathway; detection of chemical stimulus involved in sensory perception of bitter taste; sensory perception of taste
Cellular component (GO): membrane
Molecular function (GO): bitter taste receptor activity; G protein-coupled receptor activity
Source: RefSeq, a predicted model, not a curated record